AUGGACCCCACAGAUAGGUCUUCUUUGAGAUCCUCCGAUGAACGACAUCGACCGGAAUCCGAUUGCAACGAUGGCGGAUUCUCGCUAUCAGCCCCCGCGCCGCAGAGCUUUACCCCGCGGUCUCUCCUAGUAGGCCUGAUCAUCGGUGCCCUGAUCACUUUCUCCAACACCUACUUCGGUUUGCAGACAGGAUGGAUCAGUACAAUGGCCAUGCCAUCUGCGCUGAUCGGAUUCUCCGUCUUCAAAGUCCUGUCCAAAUACUUGUCGUAUCCAUUCACUCCUAUCGAAAACGUCCUCAUUCAAACGGUGGCAGGCGCGGUCGGGACAAUGCCGUUGGGUUGUGGGUUCGUCGGUGUGAUACCCGCGUUGGAAUUCCUGUUGAGGGACGGAGAGGAUGGUCCGUCUGGUGAUGGAGGUACGGGAGAGGGAGGACCAUUAAAAUUAAACUUUGGGAAGCUGGUCCUUUGGAGUUUGGGCGUGUGUUUGUUUGGUGUUGUCUUUGCCGUUCCACUGCGGAAAGAGGUGAUUGUCCGAGAGAAACUCAAGUUUCCGAGCGGAACGGCCUCUGCACUGAUGCUGAGAGUUCUCCACGGAAAUGGCCAGAGUGAGGAGAAAACGAAGACUGGCUCCCGCCGAUCCGAGAGACCCCAACGAGACGAGGAGGAAGAACCGCUGGUUUCGCGGGAUUCUGACGAGGUUGGGACACUGCUGAAACAGGAUGAUCCCGAAGAUCAAAGCGACGAGAAAAAGGAUUGGAGAUCAAAGAUGCGCCUACUCGUCGGAGCUUUCGCUAUUUCUGGUGUUUACACGCUGUUCUCUUAUUUUGUCCCGCAAGUGCGUGAUAUUCCCAUCUUUGGGCUUACUCUCGCCCAAAAUUGGCUGUGGACCCUCAACCCGUCUCCGGCCUAUGUUGGACAAGGUAUUAUCAUGGGCCCUUCAACGUGUAUGCACAUGCUCUUUGGCGCUGUGCUAGGCUGGGGUGUUCUUUCUCCUCUGGCGAAAGCCCGCGGCUGGGCCCCUGGACCGGUUGAUAGCUGGGAGGAUGGGAGCAAAGCAUGGAUUGUCUGGGUCUCCUUGGCCAUUAUGCUCGCGGACUCUAUUGUUAGUCUAGGCUGGCUGGUCCUCAAGCCUCUCAUUGCACGCGCGCCCACCCUAACGGCGAAAUUACUCUCGAGCGACAUUGGCCGUUGGGUCGCGUCAAAAACGCCGGCCACCUCAGUUCGCCAUCCUUAUGUCAGUUAUUCGAAUUUGAGCCCGAUCUCCGAGGAGCCUUCAUUUAUUCAAAGUCAGUCCGCAUUGUCUACUGGGAGACGUAGCGACGCUAAUGAUGAUGACGAGGAUGCACCCCCUUCCCAACUCAUUUCCACACGAACCGUCAUCAUCUUGCUUCCCCUUACAUUGAUCCUCAAUGUUGUCUGCAUGCACUUUGUCUUCGGGGAUGUUAUGUCUCCGCUGCUUUCCAGCCUUGCCACAUUGCUUGCUGUCCUGCUUUCGAUCAUGGGUGUUCGCGCUCUCGGCGAGACCGAUCUGAACCCAGUCUCGGGGAUCAGUAAACUGACCCAACUACUGUUCUCCCUCGCGACCCCGGCCUCGCACUUUUCACGGCGGACGGCACUCGUUACGAACCUCCUUGCGGGUGCGGUCUCCGAAUCCGGUGCGCUGCAGGCCGGCGACAUGAUGCAGGAUUUGAAGACGGGACAUCUACUCGGCGCCAGCCCCAAGGCCCAGUUCUACGGCCAAAUGAUCGGCAGUGUAGUGGGCGCUGUGCUUUCCACCGCCGUUUACAAGAUGUACGUGAAUGUCUACGAGGUGCCGGGCCCCAUGUUCCAGACUCCUACCGCGUACGUCUGGAUCUUCACGGCCCGCCUCGUCACCGGCCAGGGCCUACCCCCCAUGGCCUGGCAAGCAUCCUUGCUGGCCGGCAUAGCUUUCGUUGCCGUCACCAUCGUCCGCAUCGUCGCCGCCUCUCCUAUCGCGAACGGCGGCCAACGCGGCGUCACCGCUCCCUGGCGCGCAUGGGUCCCCGGAGGCAUCGCCGUCGCCGUCGGCAUAUUCAACGUUCCAUCGUUCACUCUCGCCCGAGCCAUCGGCGGCGCAAUUGCCUGGUGGUGGUCUCGACGUCACGCCAAGGGCACCGAAUCUUCUGAGCUCGCACCUCCGACUCAACGGGCUGCUGACGGCGACGACGACGAGACUCCCGACGGCCCCGGCACCAGACGGCCAUCCGAACAGCCCAAGGACGCCGACGUUGCGUCCUCCACCGUCGUGGUCCUAGCGUCGGGGUUGAUCUUGGGAGAAGGGAUCAUUAGUAUCGUUAAUCUCCUUCUUGCCAGCGCAAGAGUACCCCACCUGUAA
Molecule: messenger RNA, 2355 nt
Organism: Aspergillus affinis
Lineage: Eukaryota; Fungi; Ascomycota; Eurotiomycetes; Eurotiales; Aspergillaceae
Product: OPT family oligopeptide transporter
Exons: 2
Coding region: 1-2355 (784 amino acids)
Cellular component (GO): fungal-type vacuole membrane
Molecular function (GO): oligopeptide transmembrane transporter activity
Source: RefSeq, a predicted model, not a curated record